ACAUCUCAAUGGGUAUUUCACAUCACAUGGAUGCAUACCUUUGUAUUGGAGUCAGAAUUGCUGAAAUGUAUAGUAGGCCUACUACUCGUUUUGAUCAGAUACAAAGAAAUGUCAAUGUCAGUCAUUUUUUCCCUACGAGGUUGCCAUAGUUUUACUGUGAAUGAUGGGCGACAGGGAGGUUCCAGUGAACGCAAAUUGGAUAUCGUGCUGCCCAGCGGUAGCCAAGUUCACAGUAUGCGAGCAGGGAUAAACUUUUCAAUAAAUGCGAUCAUUUGAAUCUUCAUUGUCAUGGACACAGCUGAGGUUAACCUGCAGGUUAUAAACACGCAUUAUCAGAGGGCUUUCGACUGCCUCAACACAGGACUCUCAGAGGAUGAGGCAGGACGCAAGGCCACUGCGUUGAUGUUCUAUAGGCUGGGCCGCCAGCACCUCCUUCAAGGGCUUGAAGUCUCCACCCAUGGAGAGACAUGUGUUGGUGCUGCCUGGGAGUCAGCGAGGCAGAUGCAGCUGAAGAUGAAUGAGACUCUGAGCACCAUCACAACACGCUUGGCCAUAUUAGAGACGACACCCACACAGGAGAAUGCCGGAGCCCAAACCCAGCACCUUUACCCAGCCUUGCCUAUCUUACAGACAGAUUCCACGCGCAGUGCAACAGCAGUCCCUGUCCGGAGCCUGUAUCCAAACCUGCCUCGGAUAGAGGAGCCGGCAUCUCCGGGAGCAGUCCUGUCAGACAACCUGCUGGGUGCAGGUGAAGUUUCUUCUUUGCCCGUCUCUCCUGUGAUGGUGCUGGGGGUACCUGGAGAUCAGCCCCCUGCCUACACUCCCCAACCCUCUGAUGGUCACCUCUCCCUCUCCCAUGGCACAGACAAGGAGGUGAUGUCUGCACAGGAUGACUGGGAGCUAGUGGACAGACCACAAGUCACACAGAGUCAAGAGAUCAACGGUGAGGAGCUCUUUUACUUGGCCCAGGGAGUACAGAUUUUCUUUGUUGCAGCAGAUGGCCAAGUCAGUGCGCCUUCCUAUCCGGGAUUUUUGCGCAUAAUUGUAUGUACCAGGAACCAGCAUACAGACCCCUCUCUGGGCCAUCCCCCUGCAUACUUACAGGUAUGCAAUUGGCUCUACCCACUGUACUCCGACUUGCCUGUCCUGCUUAGUAACACAGGCGUGUUCACAUUCCCCGACACCACCGCCAGCACACCUGGUUCCUAUGUGGGCGUGGUGCUCUCAUCUGGGCUGCCUGCAUCAGAUCGAGCUCGCUUUCACCAACAUUUGUCCCAGCUUACUCUUCUCAGGGUUCAGACUGCAGAUGAGAAUGCUGCCGUGGAGGCCAUUGACCUGGGUGAGAAGAUUCCCAUAGGACAUGCCGCAGAGGGGAAGACUCUGCCUGAGUGGAGUGACAAAUUGGCUCAGAACAUCCUUGCAGGGGCAUCUUGGCUGGGCCGUGGGCUGGUGAAGGGAGGAAACUAUGCCGGGAAGGCGAUCCAGAAAGGAGCAUCCUCGCUGAGGGACCACAUGACCCCACGGGAGGUACCUGCUGAGGUCAGCCCCAAAGUCAGCAAGGGCCUCAAUGCUACUAAGGAGGCCACUGGCGGAGCUGUCAAAGUCAGCCAGUUUAUUGUGGAUGGUAUAGCUACUGUGGCUGAUAAGGUUGGGAAGGAGUUGGCACCACAUGUGAAGAAGCAUGGCAGUAAGCUGAUUCCAGAAUCACUGAAGAAGAACAAAGAUGGCCACUCAAAUAUAGACGGAGCACUAAUGGUUGCCUCAAGUAGCUUACAAGGACUUUCAACUGUGUGGACGAGUAUGGAGACAGCAGCAAAAAACAUUGGGAAAAGUCUAGCUUCAGAGACUGUCCAAACUGUCAGACACAAAUUUAGAGGUCUAGAACUCAUCUGGGAUCGUCCUAAGAACAUGUAACAGACCUGAAUAGACUAGUGAAGACAUUUUGACUGAAUAUUGAUUUGCAGUUCUACUAAUUUUGUCUGACUUUCUCGAUAUCUUCAGUGCCUUACUUGGGGAAUAAUAGUAUAUAAAGGUGGCUAUCAUCUGCAAUACAAAUGUUUUGGCCUUAUAUUUACUAAUAAAAAUUUGCAAUGGGAUGUUGAUCUCUGUGUGCAUUCAUUUCUUACUUGUUAGUAGUGUUUCCAUCUCUGCGUAAGAUAGGCUUUGAGAUGCAAAUUGUUUUUACGGAGCUGUCGUCUUUUACACUAACUUUGUUUCACCUAUUAAGGUGCUAUCUAGAACUUUUCAGAGGGUUACCAUCUCUGGAAAAAAAGACUGAUUUAUAGAGGGAUCUAGAUAGCGCCUUAAAAUAAAAUAAAAGUGAUCUCUGAUGCCCUACACAACCAGCUAAUGCCAAUGGCUCUCCGCUAAACAAGUCACACUUGCGCUGCAUCUGCAGACAUCCCUCUAACUCUUC
Alosa sapidissima (American shad) is the source of this 2416-nucleotide messenger RNA. It is a transcript of the gene sparta, whose product is annotated as spartin a. The coding region runs from base 289 to 1914 and encodes 541 amino acids. NCBI's taxonomy places the organism in Eukaryota, Metazoa, Chordata, Actinopteri, Clupeiformes, Clupeidae. The record is from RefSeq and is a predicted model, not a curated record. Gene Ontology annotation, biological process: negative regulation of BMP signaling pathway; cell division. Gene Ontology annotation, cellular component: plasma membrane. The transcript has 8 exons.